Molecule: messenger RNA, 4403 nt
Organism: Homo sapiens (human)
Lineage: Eukaryota; Metazoa; Chordata; Mammalia; Primates; Hominidae
Gene: RPL28
Product: ribosomal protein L28
Exons: 4
Coding region: 43-534 (163 amino acids)
Biological process (GO): translation; cytoplasmic translation
Cellular component (GO): ribosome; cytoplasm; cytosolic large ribosomal subunit
Molecular function (GO): structural constituent of ribosome
Source: RefSeq, marked reviewed
CUCUUUCCGUCUCAGGUCGCCGCUGCGAAGGGAGCCGCCGCCAUGUCUGCGCAUCUGCAAUGGAUGGUCGUGCGGAACUGCUCCAGUUUCCUGAUCAAGAGGAAUAAGCAGACCUACAGCACUGAGCCCAAUAACUUGAAGGCCCGCAAUUCCUUCCGCUACAACGGACUGAUUCACCGCAAGACUGUGGGCGUGGAGCCGGCAGCCGACGGCAAAGGUGUCGUGGUGGUCAUUAAGCGGAGAUCCGGCCAGCGGAAGCCUGCCACCUCCUAUGUGCGGACCACCAUCAACAAGAAUGCUCGCGCCACGCUCAGCAGCAUCAGACACAUGAUCCGCAAGAACAAGUACCGCCCCGACCUGCGCAUGGUGAGCUGGGGUUUGGGGAUCAGGCUUGGGGAGACUGGCCAGUGCUGUGGGGAAGGGCCUCCCACUACUGGUUGCAAUAUGGGCUGGAGAGGGAUGGAUUCUUGCUUUCAGCCUACUCCCCACACCCAGCAUUGGCCUAGGGGGCGGCUUGUGGAGUGUAUGGGCUGAGCCUUGCUCUGCUCCCCCGCCCCCAGGCAGCCAUCCGCAGGGCCAGCGCCAUCCUGCGCAGCCAGAAGCCUGUGAUGGUGAAGAGGAAGCGGACCCGCCCCACCAAGAGCUCCUGAGCCCCCUGCCCCCAGAGCAAUAAAGUCAGCUGGCUUUCUCACCUGCCUCGACUGGGCCUCCCUUUUUGAAACGCUCUGGGGAGCUCUGGCCCUGUGUGUUGUCAUUCAGGCCAUGUCAUCAAAACUCUGCAUGUCACCUUGUCCAUCUGGAGGUGAUGUCAAUGGCUGGCCAUGCAGGAGGGGUGGGGUAGCUGCCUUGUCCCUGGUGAGGGCAAGGGUCACUGUCUUCACAGAAAAAGUUUGCUGACUUGUGAUUGAGACCUACUGUCCCAUUGUGAGGUGGCCUGAAGAAUCCCAGCUGGGGCAGUGGCUUCCAUUCAGAAGAAGAAAGGCCUUUUCUAGCCCAGAAGGGUGCAGGCUGAGGGCUGGGCCCUGGGCCCUGGUGCUGUAGCACGGUUUGGGGACUUGGGGUGUUCCCAAGACCUGGGGGACGACAGACAUCACGGGAGGAAGAUGAGAUGACUUUUGCAUCCAGGGAGUGGGUGCAGCCACAUUUGGAGGGGAUGGGCUUUACUUGAUGCAACCUCAUCUCUGAGAUGGGCAACUUGGUGGGUGGUGGCUUAUAACUGUAAGGGAGAUGGCAGCCCCAGGGUACAGCCAGCAGGCAUUGAGCAGCCUUAGCAUUGUCCCCCUACUCCCGUCCUCCAGGUGUCCCCAUCCCUCCCCUGUCUCUUUGAGCUGGCUCUUGUCACUUAGGUCUCAUCUCAGUGGCCGCUCCUGGGCCACCCUGUCACCCAAGCUUUCCUGAUUGCCCAGCCCUCUUGUUUCCUUUGGCCUGUUUGCUCCCUAGUGUUUAUUACAGCUUGUGAGGCCAGGAGUUUGAGACCAUCCUAGGCAACAUAAUGAGACACCGUCUCUAAAAUAAAAUUAGCUGGGUGUGGUGGUGCACCGCCUGUGGUCCCAGCUCCUCAGAGGUUGAGUAGAGGCUGAGGUGAGCGGAGCACUUGAGCCAAGAGUAUGAGGCUGCAGUGAGCCCAUGAGCCCCACCACUACACUCCAGCCUGGAAGACACCAUGACACACAGUGAGGCCUGGAUGGGGAAAGAGUCCUGCUGUUGAUCCUCACAUGUUUCCUGGGCACCUAACUCUGUCAGCCACUGCCAGGGACCAAGGAUCCAGCAUCCAUGGCACCCCUGGUUCCUGCCAUCCUGGGGUACCCGAUUCAAAGAAGGACUCUGCUCCCUGUCUGAGACCACCCCCGGCUCUGACUGAGAGUAAGGGGACUGUCAGGGCCUCGACUUGCCAUUGGUUGGGGUCGUACGGGGCUGGGAGCCCUGCGUUUUGAGGCAGACCACUGCCCUUCCGACCUCAGUCCUGUCUGCUCCAGUCUUGCCCAGCUCGAAGGAGAGCAGAUCUGACCACUUGCCAGCCCCUGUCUGCUGUGAAUUACCAUUUCCUUUGUCCUUCCCUUAGUUGGGUCUAUUAGCUCAGAUUGAGAGGUGUUGCCUUAAAACUGAGUUGGGUGACUUGGUACCUGCUCAGGACCCCCCGCACUGUCCCAAUCCCACUCAGGCCCACCUCCAGCUGGCCUCACUCCGCUGGUGACUUCGUACCUGCUCAGGAGCCCCCACUGUCCCAGUCCCACUCAGGCCCAUCUCUGGCUGGCCUCACUGCGCUGGGACUCCGCCUUCAUAAGGAGAGCUCACUGCUCACGUUAGUAGAUGGCCCCUUCUCGUGAGGCCUCUCCCCUGGCACCUGCUUCAGUUGUCCUCCACAGCACUGAUUUGCAGCCCACAAGCUGGCAGGUUUAUCUGUCUCAUGUUUGUCUUGUGCUGGUGGGCAAGGGGUUUGUCUAGCACACCAGCAUAUAAUGAGAUGCUUGAUGAAUGGUGCAUAUUGAAUGUAUAAAGCCCACCGGUCCUGAGAGUUUGCUCACUGGAGACUUUCUGGAGAUGGAGUCUCGCUCUGUUGCCCAGGCUGGCGAGUGCAAUGGCGCGAUCUUGGCUCACUGCAGCCUCCACCUCCUGGGUUCAAGCGAUUCUCCUGCCUCAGCCUCCCGAGUAGCUGGGAUUACAGGUGGGUGUCACCACACCCAGCUCAGUAUUGUAUUUUUAGCAGAGAUGGGGUUUCACCAUUUUGCCCAGGCUGGUUUGGAACUCCUGACUUCAAAUUACCCACCUGCCUCAGCCUCCCAAAGUGCUGGCAUUACAGGCGCUCGAGGCUUUCUGAUGUGGCUGCUGCUGCUCAGAAGGCCUUGUCCUUAACCACCUCCUUGCCUGCCCUGGAGGCUUGUGCCUCUAGGCCCCACCCCCUGUGGAGUCCUGCUGGCUUUCUCCAUCCCUAUCUGAAUCCUCCCUGCUGUGUGGCCUCCCCUGGUCUCAUCCGUAACACAGCCCAGCUUAGUGGGCCUCUGUUCCUGCGGGUGGCCAGCCUGUCUGUGUGGCUGGGCUGGGGAGGCCACGUCUGGUAUCUGAAUGCUAUCGGUGGGUUGGGGUGGAGGAACCAGGAGAGGGCUGGAGGGAGGGAGAUGGUCUCAGCCCCACAGAGUUUGGAGUCCUCAGUGUGCUGAGCAAACGUGGAGACACCAUUUCCCUCCUCUAGACCUCAUCUUGGAGAGAGAGAUGUUGGAUGGGGCCAUCUAUUCCAGCUUUAUUCACACAAAUCAUGUCUGUUGGCCUGGAAAUUGGAAAACCAGUUAAACCAAAAACAUGAUAUUAAGAAAACAGGCAGGCUCACCAUAGUAAAAAUGCUGAAAGCCAAAGACAAAAUUGGGAGAACAAAAGAAAAGCGUCUUGUCACAUACAGAAGGUCCCUGAUAAAGUUAGUAGCUGCCCUCAUCAGAAACCAGGCCCAGGCAGUGGGGACACAUCCAGAGUGCUGAAAGAACCUCCCCCAGGUCAUCCUAUCCCCAAGAGUGAUGCCCGGCAGCAUUCCCAGCUCAGGGCUAAUGGUUCACGGAAGCCAGGAAUCAAACUGCCUGGGUUCCAGUCCCAGCUCUGCCAGUUAUGCCCAGCUGUGGGGACUUGGGCAGCUCGUUUAGUAGCACCGUGCCUCAGUUUCCCAUAUGUAAAAGGCCAUUUUGAGUGCCUUUCACAGCCCUGCAUAAGGCAGGUGUCUCAGUGUUCACUGCUGUCUCUCCAGCUCUUAGUCCAGUAGCUGCAUGGUGAGUGAGCGUAGGGCGCACCCUGGAAGGCUGCCAAGCCCAAAGUUGUGCAGAGCGCUGGGGACUCCAGACUCCCCACAGCAGCAGAGACUCGGGACUGAGGCAUCCUCUGUUCACAGGACAUGCUGGCAUCUACUGGGUCAGGGCUCUGCUGCUCGGUGGCUGUGCAACCUUGGGCAAGUUCCUCAACCUCUCUGUGUCUUCGUACCCUCAUCUGUAACAUGCGUGUCGAUAGACCCUACUACUCAGGGUUGAUGAGAAGAUUAAAUGUGCAAAACCUGCUUGACUGUGCCCACAAAUCCUGAUUGUAGGAAUAAAUUAAUGACUUUUUAUAAAUAUUUUGAUCAGAUGGACUCAUGAUCACAGAUGUCUUCACAUGCCUAUGACUAAUUUGUACACAAACUAAUGCUCGUGUUUCCCAAGCACCUGGAAGACAUGCCAGAUCCAUGUGCAGUAAUGCCUGGUGGCUCCAGGUCUGCCCCGCCGUCCUGUGGGGCUGUGAGCUUUCCCAGCCUCCUGCCCGUGUUUGUGAAUAUCAUUCUGUCCUCAGCUGCAUUUCCAGCCCAGGCUGUUUGGCGCUGCCCAGGAAUGGUAUCAAUUCCCCUGUUUCUCUUGUAGCCAGUUACUAGAAUAAAAUCAUCUACUUUAAAA